Messenger RNA from Verruconis gallopava, 760 nucleotides. RefSeq lists its product as uncharacterized. The record is from RefSeq and is a predicted model, not a curated record. Lineage: Eukaryota; Fungi; Ascomycota; Dothideomycetes; Venturiales; Sympoventuriaceae. The transcript has a single exon. The coding region runs from base 206 to 637 and encodes 143 amino acids.
GCCAUCGCCAUUCGCCGCGACACACUAUUUGGUCCUCAAUCAAACGUCCGAAAUAUCUAGUCAACAAAAACUCAACUGUUCCUUCUUCUGUCCGCGGGCCCAUCCUUGAGGAAUUUCCAUCUCCUGUUCCCAAAGCUCCACACCUCUCCAUCUGGACACUCCGAGUCGGCCAGCCCUGACUCGCAGUUACCCACACGCGCCAAACAUGGCCUUUGGACUUUGGACCUCCAAGCUGUCGGCGGAAAAGUCAGCAGAGGUGGCGAAUCAGUUCUUCAACGCCAUCGAGUCCGGCGACUUCGCCAAAGUCGCGGACAUAUUCGCUGCCGACGCGGAGAUCUGGCACAAUCCGGACGAGGUCGUCGUCCCACCGACGACAACGCUACGGACACUCAAGGCCAUGCACAAGUACAUAGCCAACAUCAAGUACGAGAACAAGCAGGUGCGGUCAUGGCCUGGGGGGUUUGUGGAGCAGCACGUCCUCUCGGGCGUGAGGAAGGUGGACGGAGGAAAAGUUCGCCUGCCUGCAUGUAUAGUGUGUGAGGUGAACGCGGAAGGCAAAAUCACCAGGCUGGAUGAAUACUUUGAUUCUGCUGCCCAGAACCUGUUUUCGAGACCUCCUGCAAAAGCAAAGAUGUGACGGGCGCGAGACGGGUAACUCUUGUUAUGGGGUUUAAGGAGGCUGGAGCCCGGUGUCUAGCAAAUUUUUACUCGAUUUACUUUUUACCAAAAAAGAGGCAAAGCAUGCGGUUAACCUUUGAUG